AUGGGGGGGCUGAGGCCCUGGGCUCGAUACAGGCUGCUGACUGCGGCUCACCUGCUGGCUCUGGGCCUCGGGGCUGCGGUGCUCCAGGCCCUGGAGGGGCCCCCCGCACGCCGGCUCCAGGCCCAGCUCAGGGCCGAGCUGGCCGCUUUCCAGGCAGAGUAUGGGGCAUGCCUGCCAAGCGGGGCACUGGAGGAGCUGCUGGGCACCGCCCUGGCAGCCCAGGCCCAUGGGAUCUCCAGCCUGGGCAACGUCUCCGAGGCUGGGAACUGGGAUCUGCCCUCAGCCCUGCUCUUCACUGCCAGCCUCCUCACCACCACGGGUUACGGCCACAUGGCCCCACUAUCAGCAGGCGGAAAGGCCUUCUGUGUGGUCUACGCGGCCCUGGGGCUGCCAGCUUCCCUAGCCCUGAUGGCCACACUGCGCCACUGCCUGCUGCCUCUGCUGGGCUGCCCGGUGGCCUGGGUAGCUGUCCGCUGGCAGCUGGCCCCAGCCAGGGCCGCGCUGCUGCAGGCACUUGGUCUGGGCCUGCUGGUGGCUGGCACCUUCGUGCUGCUGCCCGCGCUGCUGCUGUGGGGCCUGCAGGGCAACUACAGUCUGCUGGGGGCCAUCUACUUCUGCUUUGGCUCCCUCAGCACCAUCGGCCUGGGGGACCUGCUGCCUGGGCGUGACCGGGACCUGAAUCCAGUGCUUUACCACCUUGGCCAGAUCGCACUUCUCGGUUACUUGCUCCUGGGGCUGCUGGCCGUGCUGCUGGCGGCGGAGAUGUUUGCGGAGCUGCCGCAGGCCCGGGCCCUGGUGAAGCUCUUUGGGGCCAGUGGCCCUUUGGCUGCCGAGGACCAGGGUGGCAUCCUGGGUCAGGAUGAGCUGGCUCUGAGCACCCUGCCCCCCUCGGCUGCAGCCCCAGACCAGGCCCCGCCUGCCGACCGGUGA
Molecule: messenger RNA, 930 nt
Organism: Pipistrellus nathusii (Nathusius's pipistrelle)
Lineage: Eukaryota; Metazoa; Chordata; Mammalia; Chiroptera; Vespertilionidae
Source: the annotation of a GenBank genome assembly